AUGGUUGAAUACAAAGUAAAGGUGACUACAGGGGACGGUCUAUUCUCUGGCUCAUCUGACUACAUUUAUGUCACACUGAUUGGAACAGAGGGGGAAAGUGAGCGCACUAACCUUGACAACUAUGGCCUAGAUUUCAUGACUGGGAUGACAGGGACCUACACUGUGACCAACCCCUCGUCUCUGGGGCGCCUCCUCCUGGUCAAGCUGGAGAAAGAGCAGUACCUGUUCCUGCCGGAAAAUGAGUUGUUCUGCUCCAAGGUUGUCGUGACGACGCCCGAGGCCAGGAAGAUUUUUGAGGAUGAGCUCCCUCUACUGGUGGACCAUCGUAAAAAGGAGCUGGAGCUUCACAAGAAACUGUUCCAGUGGCUUGUGUAUGCCGAGGGAGUCACCCACAUCAAUAACGCCACUGAAGUCUCAGCCCUCCCUUCUGAAGUUCAAUUUUCUUUCUCCAAAAUGUCAGAGUUUAUCUACACCAAAGCUGCAGCUAUAGCUGAGCUCAAACUGAAAUGCCUGGUGAACUCCACCGAGCAGUGGAAAGACCUGGAGAUGAUGAAAACUGUUUUCUGGAAAAAUAGAACACCCAUUUCAGAAUAUGUUUCUGAGCACUGGAAGGAGGAUGACUUUUUCGGGUCCCAGUUUCUGAUUGGAUCCAACCCCAAUGUGAUCCAGCGCUGCACAACGCUUCCCCUCAACUUCCCUGUCACAGAUGAGAUGGUACAGCCCUUCCUGAAGGACGGGAGUUCCCUGGCGAUGGAGAUGCAGGAAGGAAACAUAUUCCUUUGCGACUACAAGAGGCUUGAGGGUGUGCCAACCCGGGUGGUCAAUGGUAAACCAUUGCCCCUCACGGCUGCCCUCUGCCUGUUCUACAAGAACCCAGAGGACAAACUGCUGCCUAUCGCCAUCCAGCUGGAGCAGCAGCCCUCUCAGCAGAACCCUAUAUUUCUGCCUAGCGACUCGAAGCACGACUGGCUGCUAGCCAAGAUCUUUGUGAGGAACGCAGAUUUCUCCGAGUACCAGAUCAGCUACCAUCUACUGGGCACUCAUUUACUGGCAGAGGCCUUCACUAUGGCAACCUUCCGGAGCCUUCCUAUCAUACACCCUCUCCACAAGUUGCUGAUACCCCACUUCCGUUACACCCUGCAGAUCAACCUUUUUGCGCGAAAAAGACUGCUUAGUCCUGAUGGACCCUUAGCAAAUGGUGCUAUGGGACAGGAGGGGUUGAGGGAACUCAUGAAAAGGGCACAAUCAGAAAUCACCUACAGCUCCCUCUGUCUGCCGGAGAACAUUGUUGCACGAGGACUGGAGUCCAUCCCCAACUUCUACUACAGGGAGGACGGCCUGAAGCUGUGGAAGAUCAUCAACAGCUUUGUCCAGGGGAUGGUGGAGCACUUCUACUCCUCUGACAGUGAAGUGUCCAGGGACUCUGAGCUUCAGGACUGGAUCAACGAGAUCUUCAUCCAUGGGUUCCUUGGAAACAACAAGUCAGGAAUCCCUAAGCGAUUUGACAAAGUGGAGGAAGUUGUCAAAUUCAUUACCAUGAUUAUCUUCACUGUGUCAGCUCAACAUUGUGCCCUCAAUAUGGGGCAGUUUGACUACGGUGGUUGGGUACCCAACAACCCCCUGUUACUGCGCAAAGCUCCUCCCACCAUGAAGGGGAGAUCUAGCAUGAAAACCAUUUUGGAAGUACUGCCAAACAUCAGCACUACUGUCAACAACAUGGCUUCCGCAUGGCUGCUCAGCAAGAGAUACUCAGACAUAAUUCCCCUUGGUACAUACCCAGAUCAACACUUUGAUGAGGCUGUCCCAAUGCAGAUUAUUAAGCAGUUCCAAGCAAAGUUGUCCUACCUCAGUCGAUCAAUCAUUAAGAGGAAUGCCACACUUACACUACCCUAUAACUACCUGAACCCUGCCGAGAUGGAGAAUAGUGUAUCCAUAUGA
Molecule: messenger RNA, 1938 nt
Organism: Salvelinus namaycush (lake trout)
Lineage: Eukaryota; Metazoa; Chordata; Actinopteri; Salmoniformes; Salmonidae
Product: hydroperoxide isomerase ALOXE3-like
Exons: 14
Coding region: 1-1938 (645 amino acids)
Biological process (GO): linoleic acid metabolic process; lipid oxidation
Molecular function (GO): iron ion binding; oxidoreductase activity, acting on single donors with incorporation of molecular oxygen, incorporation of two atoms of oxygen; protein binding
Source: RefSeq, a predicted model, not a curated record